Molecule: messenger RNA, 6356 nt
Organism: Physcomitrium patens
Lineage: Eukaryota; Viridiplantae; Streptophyta; Bryopsida; Funariales; Funariaceae
Product: callose synthase 11
Biological process (GO): (1->3)-beta-D-glucan biosynthetic process
Cellular component (GO): 1,3-beta-D-glucan synthase complex; plasma membrane
Molecular function (GO): 1,3-beta-D-glucan synthase activity
Source: RefSeq, a predicted model, not a curated record
GGACCAGAUGAGUCUUUGACGAAUUCGGAGACCCCGGCUCGGACCCAUGGUUUCGGCCAUUGUGAUCACAGUCUCGGGCCUAGUCUCGAUCGAUGAUUAGGUGUGUGAGUAGGAGGAGUUCGCACAAACGAAGACAUUCAUCGGAGAGAGAGAGAGAGCGAGAGAGAAGGAGCGAGAGAGAGAGAGUGUGAGACAUAGACAGAGAGAACGACACAGACACAGCACAGACACGGACACAGGAGCAAGAGAGAGCAGCGGUGUUGGAAGAGUUCUUAUGCAGCACGACUCCAUAUCUAGGAUUCUUUGUGCGUGUAUAAUUGAGCUUCAUCAGCAUAACUAGACACAGAAGUGGGGAAGAAUUACGAGGUCUGAACCAGGGUAACUCCAAGGCGUUGACGCAACAAUUCAUAUUAUCCGAUCAUACUCUAGCUGGUGAUACGAUGAUUGCACUCGAUGACGUCUGCAUUCGCCGUUUGGUUCUGAAAUCAUGACCUUGAAGAAAUACGUUUCUAGAGUCGGUUGGAAUCUGAAGUCUUGGGUUUAUUUCCAAGACAUGCAAGAUGGCGGACCGUGUUUACAAUAUUCUGCCAGUGGACGAUCCACACGCAGUCGAUCAUGCCGGGAUGAUGUUUCCAGAGGUAAAGGCAGCAAUGCGUGCUUUGCAGGAAGUUGAUAGACUACCUGUCCCACCGGAUUUAAGGAGGUGGACCCCUGAAUCGGAUAUGCUAGAUUGGCUUGGUGGAUUCUUCGGCUUUCAGGAAGAUAAUGUGAGAAAUCAACGAGAACACCUCGUUUUGCUUCUCGCCAAUGGAAUGAUGCACCUGUUUCCAUCCCCAUCGAUGCCUUUGGACACGUUGGAAACAAGUGUUGUGAAGAUGAUUAGAAAGAAGGUUACAGGAAACUACGUCAAAUGGUGCAAGUUUAUCGGCUGCAAAAAUAAUCUGAUAAAGCUUGUGGAAAGAAGAGGAGGACCGAGUGAACGCGAGCCACAGUGGCACGAUUUGAUGUAUACAUGUUUAUUUCUCUUGAUUUGGGGAGAGGCAGCCAAUUUAAGGUUUAUGCCGGAGUGUCUCUGCUUCAUAUAUGACAAUAUGCUCCAGGAGUUGAAUAAGGCUAUAGACGGAUUUACAGACAAUGUUGAGUUACAAGGAGAAAUUCCUACUUACGCAGGACCGAAUGGUUUUCUUAAUAACAUUAUUGUUCCAAUAUACGAAGUUGUCAAAGCGGAGGCAGAUUCUAAUAAUGGUGGUGCAGCUCCUCACUCAUCAUGGAGGAACUAUGAUGACAUGAAUGAAUAUUUUUGGAGCUCUCGUUGUUUUGAGCAACUGCGAUGGCCAUUCUCGUUAAACCCAAAAAUGAACGAAGAUAUUCCUUACAACCAACGUGUCAAUUAUGAAAGUUGCAGCUAUCUCAUAAAGCCAUUAAGAGAACGAGGGUAUCUUAAUCGCGGGACAAAAGACCAAGAUCACAAGGUGGGGAAGACUGGUUUCGUUGAACAACGCUCAUUUUGGUACAUCUUUCGCAGCUUUGAUCGCAUAUGGGUAGCGCAUAUUCUGGUCCUUCAGGCGUCCGUUGUAACAUUGUGGCACAACGGCGGUCCACCCUGGAUUGAAUUGCAAAAGCCGGAUCCUUUGGCACGUUUUCUGAGCAUUUUUAUCACCUGGUCAUUGUUGCGAGUUCUACAAGGUUUACUUGAUAUUGGGAGCCAAUACAGUCUUGUAUCCAAAGAAACAGUUUUCACUGGAAUUCGUAUGAUCCUAAAGCCAUUGGUGGCCGCUGUUUGGGCAAUCCUUUUCAUUAUUUACUACAGAAGGAUGUGGUGGCAAAGAAACAUCGAUCAGUAUUGGUCGGGUUAUGCCAAUGAUAGACUGCAUGAAUACUUAUACAUAGCUGCAGCCUUCAUUGUUCCAGAGGUUCUAGCUCUUGUGCUCUUCAUUUUGCCCUGGCUUCGCAAUUUUGUCGAGAACUCAAACUGGAGGAUUUUUCAUGCUCUGACUUGGUGGUUUCAGACUCGUCAGUUUGUUGGCCGAGGUCUUCGUGAAGGAGUGAUGGAUAAUUUGAAAUAUGCUUUGUUUUGGCUCUCUGUCCUGGCAUCUAAAUGUGCUUUCAGCUAUUGGCUUCAGAUCAGGCCUUUAAUUGCACCAACCAAGCAAAUCCUCCGGACCAAAAAUAUCACAUAUAAGUGGCACGAAUUUUUCCCAAAUGGUAGUCGAGCAGCGAUAGUUGUAUUAUGGGCCCCAGUACUUCUGAUUUACUUUAUGGACGUUCAAAUCUGGUAUUCCAUAUGGUCGUCUGGCGUUGGGGCUUUUGUAGGUCUUCUUCAACAUCUCGGAGAAAUUCGUAACGUUCAUCAACUGAGGUUGCGAUUCAAGAUUUUUCCAUCUGCAUUCGAAUUCAAUCUCAUGCCACCGAAACAACUGCAACACACAACUUUGUGGGAAAAUGCCAAGGACCUGGUCGAGCGAUUUAGGCUUAGAUAUGGAUGGUCUGCUAUACAUGAAAAGGUGGAAUGGGGUCAACGCGAAGGGGUUCAAUUUGCUCAUGUAUGGAACUUAAUCGUGAAUACUUUUCGUGAUGAGGACCUCAUUAGUGACAGGGAACUGGAGCUUUUAGAAAUUCCGUCCGGAGCUUGGAGGCUAUCAGUUUUCUUGUGGCCUUCUGCUCUGUUAGCUAAUCAGAUCCUCCAAGUUUUAACUAAUGAAGUCCAGUACUUCAAGGGAGAUGAUACAAAGCUAUGGGGUAUAAUUAGUAAGCAUGAGUAUCGAAGAUGUGCAGUCACAGAGUGCUAUGAAAGCAUCAAGCAUAUACUAUUACGUAGGCUUCUCAAGGUUGACUCACAGGAGCACAAGAUUAUCGAAAGCGUUUUCAAAGAGAUAGAUGCAUCCAUAGCUCAUGACAGAUUUACAACUUCUUUUGUUCUCCAGAAAAUCUUAAUCGUCCAUGACCGGGUAGUGAAGCUGAUUGCAGUACUAAUGACUAAGCCAACUGGAGGGAAUAUUCGUAAGGUUGUGGAUGCCUUACAAAACUUGUACGAGGACGUAGUGGAGGACUUUAUAAGGGACUCUAGUGUGAAGGAGAUCAUUAGAGGGCAACAUUUAUCUACUGCAACCAACAAAGACACGGAGCUUUUUAUGAACGCUGUGACACUUCCAAGUGAUGACGAUGCGCCGUUUUUCAAGCACCUGUCGAGAAUACACACAACAUUGAGCACGAGGGAACCUUUUCUUAACGUGCCCAAGGGAUUAGAGGCUCGGCGACGCAUAUCUUUCUUCAGCAAUUCCCUCUUCAUGACCAUGCCGCGAGCGCCACAGGUGGAUCGAAUGUUGGCGUUCAGCGUUUUGACACCUUACUACACUGAGGAAGUUAUCUUCAGUUCAAAGCAGUUGAAAGAAGAGAAUGAGGAUGGUAUAACGAUUUUAUUUUACCUGCAAAGGAUUUUCCCAGAGGAUUGGUUGAACUUUCUGGAGCGCAUGAAGAAAAAGGGCUUGUUAGAGCUUAAUUUAUGGGAUACGGAUGAUGCUAUCGAACUACGUCUUUGGGCUUCUUAUAGAGGGCAGACGCUUGCACGUACCGUGCGGGGAAUGAUGUAUUAUGAACGGGCACUUCAAGUACAGGCCUUUUUAGACACAGCCACGGAUACUGAAAUGCAGGGAAUCAAAGAACUUUUGGACGCAGGCAGUAGUCCGAAUAGAAGGGGAUCUUUUCGUUCUGAGCAUGCAUAUGAAGAACGCGAAAAUCGAAAAAACAAGCAGCUACAAAAUCUUGCAGCCGCUGGUAUGAAGUUCACAUACGUUGUGACCUGUCAAAUUUACGGAAAUCAGAAAAAAACCAAUGACUAUAAGGCAGCGGAUAUAUUACGUCUCAUGAAAACGUACCACACGGGCCUACGAAUUGCUUACGUGGAUGAAAUUAAGGAGGAAAAGGGCAACAAGUACUAUUCUGUUCUUGUCAAGUAUGACAAAGUUCUGAAAAGAGAGGUAGAAAUCUACAGGAUACAGUUACCUGGACCACUGAAGCUGGGAGAAGGGAAACCUGAAAAUCAGAAUCAUGCCCUGAUUUUCACAAGAGGUGAUGGAGUGCAAACGAUAGAUAUGAACCAGGAAAUGUACUUUGAGGAAGCCAUGAAGAUGAGAAACCUACUUGAAGAGUUUAAUCGCUUUCGUGGAAUCCGAAAGCCCACGAUUUUAGGUGUAAGAGAGCAUGUCUUCACGGGAUCCGUUUCAUCCUUAGCAUGGUUCAUGUCUGCUCAAGAAACAGUAUUUGUCACCCUCAACCAACGCGUUUAUGCAAAUCCUCUCAAAAUCCGGAUGCAUUAUGGACAUCCUGAUGUAUUUGAUCGACUGUGGUUCUUGGGCCGAGGUGGGAUCAGCAAGGCAUCCCGAUCGAUCAAUAUCAGUGAGGACAUCUUCGCAGGCUUCAAUUGUACUCUUCGUGGUGGUACCGUCACUCAUCACGAGUAUAUUCAGGCUGGUAAGGGUCGGGACGUUGGAUUGAAUCAGAUUGCCAUGUUCGAAGCCAAAGUGGCCAGCGGGAACGGGGAGCAGAUGCUGAGCCGUGAUGUUUACCGUCUUGGUCAUCAUCUAGAUUUCUUUCGAAUGUUUUCUUUCUACUACACCACGGUUGGGUUUUUUGUGAACAACUUGAUAAUUGUAUUGACUGUUUUUGUCUUUCUUUGGGGCCGUGUGUACUUGGCCUUGAGUGGCAUAGAAAAAUCAUUAACAACUGGAUCGAACGCUCUCUCGAAUGCGGCACUGACAGCCACUUUAAACCAGCAGCUUGUUGUCCAGUUGGGUUUGCUGACUGCUCUACCCAUGCUUGUGGAAUAUGCUUUAGAGCACGGAUUCACUACAGCUUUGUGGAAUAUGAUUACAAUGCAACUUCAGUUGGCUUCCCUAUUCUUUACCUUCGAGAUGGGAACACGGAGUCACUAUUUUGGACGCACACUUCUGCAUGGUGGUGCUAAGUAUAGGGCAACCGGUCGUACAUUCGUGGUUAAGCACGAAAAGUUUGCUGAGAUUUACCGGCUGUAUUCAAGGAGCCACUUCACCAAAGGCAUUGAGCUUCUGAUGCUUCUAUUCUGCUAUCUGGCGUAUGGGGUCGUCAGUUCGUCUGCCACUUACAUGUUGGUCAUGAUAUCUAGCUGGUUUCUGGCUUUCACGUGGAUAAUGGCGCCUUUCAUUUUCAAUCCUUCGGGGUUCGAUUGGCUGAAGACAGUGGAAGAUUUUGAUGAAUUCUUGCAGUGGAUAUGGUUCAAAGGAGACAUCUUUGUUAAACCGGAGCAAAGUUGGGAAAUAUGGUGGGAGGGCGAACAGACGCAUUUGAAAACUACCGGAUUGUGGGGUAAAUUGCUGGAUAUUGUACUGGAUUUGCGGCUCUUCCUUUUCCAGUACGGCAUUGUUUAUCAUCUGCAGAUCACAGGCAACAGUACAAGUGUCUUCGUCUAUCUCUUGUCUUGGAGUUACAUGCUCGCUGCUAUCUUGCUCCACCUCGUUAUCUCGAAUGCAAGCGAUCGAUAUGCCGCCAACAAGCACGGUCGUUACCGUUUAAUUCAAACUGUGACGAUAGCCGUCGUUGCGGCUAUUGUGAUUGUGCUCGCAACUCGGACUAAUUUCACAUUCCUCGACAUUCUUGCAAGUUUUCUUGCUUUCUUGCCCACAGGCUGGGGCAUCCUCCAGAUCUGUCUCGUGUUGCGGCGUCCGUUUUUGGAAAAUUCAAAAGUAUGGGGAACUAUCACUGCUGUUGCACGCCUAUAUGAUCUAGGAAUGGGCAUGAUUAUAAUGGCUCCUGUUGCUUUUCUUUCCUGGUUGCCUGGAUUCCAGGCAAUGCAGACCCGCAUCCUUUACAAUGAGGCUUUCAGCCGAGGCCUCCAGAUCUCUCGUUUAUUUGUUGGCAAGAAGAACACACAUAUUGACUGAUAAGCGUAACCUGAUCUGUUUAGUUUUGCCUCAACCCUCUACCUUACCCCACAGCUGGAAUAUUUGUAGAAUAUUUAUAAAUUAUCUCAGGGUUCACUGGAAUCGUUUCCGAGAGCUUGCAAGUGCUCUGAUGUGCCCUUCAAAUAGAUAUAUGUACAGCAGACAAAGAUGCAGUUACUUGUUAUUCUUAUUGUUUUAUUAUUACUUGUUAUAUUGUUAGUCUUCUCUCCAUUUGACUUCGUGUCGAAAAUAAUAGCAGGAAAGAAUCAAAUUAUGCCUUACUUAUUUCCAGUGGUAUCUCUUUUUCGAAUUCAGUUUUGAAGGAGGUGCCUCUUUCAAUCACUUAGAGAUUCGGAUACUAGAGAAACCUGGUUACCAACAAUUUUACUAAAUCCAUGUAUAAAUCUUUAGUUCAAAUUGCUGGAAUUCUGUUCAAGAUCA